AUGAAGUCUUCAGCCAGCAGUCUGUUUGCCUUUCUGGGCCUUUGUUUCGCGACUUCAAUCCCGCCUUUCGAAAAGAACGGCACCAGCUGCACCGUCGUUCCGCUCGGAAAUGGGCAGGAUGAUGUUCCUAACAUCCUCGCAGCCGUCAACCAAUGCGGCCAGACUGCUGGAGGGAGAAUCGUUCUUCCAGCGCCAUACACCUACCGUAUCAGCCAACGGAUGACGACUCACCUGGCCAACUCCACCCUCGAAAUCGGCGGCACGCUGCUCUUCAGCGACAACAUCGACUACUGGGUUAACCACUCCUACCGGGUCGACUUUCAGAACCAAUCGAGCGCCUGGCGCGUCACAGGCCAUGACUACGUGAUCGACGGGGGUCCGCACCGGGGUGGGAUCGAUGGAAAUGGGCAACUGUGGUAUACGUGGGCCAAGGGGGGAAGCAAUGUUUUUGGACGGCCGAUCCCGUUGCAUGUGUUUCAGUCGACGCGCGCAACGCUCCGCAAUUUGUCUAUCCGACAGCCUCAGUUUUGGGCUGUUCUUGUGGACUCGUCUUCGCAGAUUGCACUGGAUCAGUUUAAUGUGAAUGCGACCAACCACGAUUUUUCGGUGAGUCCGGAGGGAGGGUGGGUGCAGAAUACUGACGGGGUUGACACGUACCGAUCGGAUUAUAUCAGUAUCACCAAUUGGGUGUACCAAGGGGGUGAUGAUGUCGUGGCCUUCAAGGGAAACUCGACGAAUAUACACGUGGAGAAUGUGACUGUGUAUGGAGGGCCUGGCAUUGCUUUUGGCUCGCUAGGACAGUAUCCCGACCGGACGGAUAUUGUGGUAAAUGUCACGGUCAAGAAUGUUGUGGUUCAACCGUCAUCUCAACGGGUGAUGAAUUCCGGGGUGUACUUUAAAAGCUGGAUUGGGGUCAACUACGGUGUCCCUCCUAAUGGUGGUGGAGGCGGCCAUGGGCAUGUUCGAAAUGUGACGGUAGAAAACAUCCAACUCAAGGACGUCCAGCUGCCGGUGUACAUUGACACCUGCCUGAGUUACCUGUUCAACGAAAAUGUUACACAGUACUGCGACACAUCGACAUACGAAUUCGAGAACCUGCACUUCAAGAACAUCAGCGGCAACGGACUGGCUACGGUGACGGACUAUCCGGGGAGAAAUAUCUCUUUUGCAGUGUCCUUGCUCUGUUCUGAGAAGGCACCUUGCACCGAUCUCACCUUUCAGGAUAUCAACAUCACACUACCAGCAACCUAUACUGGUGAGCGGGUGCUGUGUCAGAAUGCCGAGGUGAAGGGAUUGCAAUGCAAUUCAUGA
This is a messenger RNA of Aspergillus ibericus CBS 121593, 1311 nucleotides long. Its product is annotated as exopolygalacturonase A. The transcript has 4 exons. Gene Ontology annotation, molecular function: polygalacturonase activity. The record is from RefSeq and is a predicted model, not a curated record. Bases 1 to 1311 code for a protein of 436 amino acids. Gene Ontology annotation, biological process: carbohydrate metabolic process. NCBI's taxonomy places the organism in Eukaryota, Fungi, Ascomycota, Eurotiomycetes, Eurotiales, Aspergillaceae.